AUGGAGGCGGGCUCGGCGGUGGGAGAGAGCACGGACGCGAUAGUGAUGGAGGAUUCUCCCUCAGAGGAGAAGGAGAUCCAGGAGAUCCGCCAGAGCGACGUCCCGGUGGUCUCUCUGUGCCCCCCCGGCGAGGACCAGCUGACGGUGGUCCAGUCCGAAGGGGAGCUGUGUGACAGCUGCAGCAGCCUGGGCCGACCCUCGUCCUCCGUCCAGCUGUACCACCAGGUCCCCCAGAGUCCUCUGCUCGGGGCUUUCGGUUCGGCUCAGCUCCCAAAGUGUCACCGCUGCAGCCACCGAGGCCUCGCCCACCAGAACUCCUCCCGCCACCCCAACCCCGCCGGGGCCCGCGGCGAGGGGGCCGCGGGGCCGAGAGCCGGCCCCGGCUGCAGCUCCACGGUUCGAUGCCACUGGCUGCACGGCUCCAGCGAGGGCAGCGCAAACAAACCCAAGCAGAGACACGUGGUGACGGUCAGGAACGGAGGACUCUACUUCAUCCUCAGGAAGUUUCUGUUCGGCAGCUAUUCCCAGCUGAUCGUGGAUCAUCCGCUCGCCGUCCUGCUGGCCUGCGCCGUCCUGCUGCUGGGCUGCUCGCUGGCCGGACUGCUCAUCGGGCCGCUGCCCGACUUCUCCGACCCGCUGCAGGGCUUCCAGCCCCGGGGAACCCACAUCGGCGUCCGUCAGUCCAGCCUGUCCGAGCUGCAGAGGAACACCGGCCCGGGGAAAGCUCUGUCUCCUUUACCUGAGCAGCUCGCCAAAAGGUUUGGCUCGGCCGGCAGCAGAGACGGCAGCGGCGGUCAGGACGUCUCCAGAGUUCGUAACAGGAGGAUGUUGGCCAGAGACUCCUCGCUCAACAACUUCCUGUGCGACGCCCCAGGCGAGCGCUUGGCACAGCUGGUGUUUCGGUCGGAGAACUCGGCCAGCCUCUGGAGCCUGAAGGCCAUUCACGCCAUGUGUGAGAUGGAGCAGUCCAGGAUCCGCUCCCAGGCCCAGUUCCAGGACUUGUGCCAGCAGCAUGUGAGGGUGGAGGCUGACGGAGCGUCCAGGAGUGGCUGCUGUCCCAGCUGGUCAUUGGGGAAUUACUUGGCGGUCCUCACAAAUGCCUCCUGCUGCCUCAGUCUCACCUCACAGCAAGUGUCAGAGUCUCUGAACCUCCUGAGGAAGUGUGCCCCUCACUAUCACGAGGGCCAGCUGGUGGAGAGCUGCGUGGACAGACCCAAACACGGCGGCUGCUCCUCCGUUCCCUCCCGCUGCAAGCAGUCCCGCCUGGUCGUCCAGAUCCUGCACUUCCUGGUCGAUAAGGACUUCCUGGGUCCGCAGACCGUCGAGUACCAAAUCCCGACGCUCAAGUACAGCCUCCUCUUCCUCCCGGUCGAUAAAGGAGAGCACAUGAUGGAGAUUUACAUGGACAGUCUGGAAGGGAGGGAUCUCACCUUCAACAACACCACCAUUACCGGCAUCGACUUCGGCAUCAAGCAGACGCUGUUCAAGUAUUACCUGCGGAGAGACUCGGUCUACCCUGUUUUGGCCGUCCUGGCUCUUCUCUUCACCAUGGCUCUAUACCUCCACUCUCUCUUCAUUGUAGCGCUGUCCAUCGUAGCGAUCGCAGGUUCCCUGCUGACCUCCUACUUCUUCUACAAGGUGGUGUUUCGCCUGACUUUCUUCCCCAUGGUGAACCUCGCCGCGGGCCUCAUUCUCCUGGGAGGAUGCUCCAAUCAGGUUUUCAUCUUCGCCGACUUCUGGAACCAGCAGCUGACGCAGAACCCGUCGGCCUCCCUGGAGAAGCGGGUCUACAGAGCCCUGCAGGAAGUGGGCUAUCUGAUCCUGGCGUCGGGGUUGACGUCCAGCGCGGCAUUUUUCUCCGGCUAUCUCAGCAGCAUCACGGCCAUCAGAUGCUUCUCUGUGUAUCUGGGAACGGCGUCUUUCAUCAGCUCCAUCCUGGCGUUGGUGUGGCUGCCGUGCGCCUUCAUCCUGCGUGAGCGCCGCACCAGGACGUCGGCCGCCUCCGCCGCCGUGCACGGGUGGAGACCCUGCUGCUCCAAGAGUACCGGAGGCUUCUGGGACACGAGCUCACGCAAAAGAUGCCUCUUCAGUCUGGGUCAGAAGCUGCGAGAACUGAAACGGGGUCUGAGCGACACCUCCAGUUUAUUGUUCCUGAAGAUCCUGCCCUGCGGCGUGGUGAAGUUCCGGUACAUCUGGGUGUGCUGGUUCGCCGUGCUUGCCGUCGGAGGCACGUACAUGGCGUGCGUUGACCCCGGCAUGAGGCUGCCCACUCUCGACAGCUCGGUCGCACAGCUGUUCCGCUCCAGUCACCCGUUCGAGAGAUAUGACGCAGAGUACCGUCACAUGUUCAUGUUUGAAAGACAGAGAAACGGCGAGGAUAAGCCCGUCACAGUCACGCUCGUCUGGGGCGUCAAGCCAACUGAUAACGGGGAUCAUUUUGACCCAAGAAGCAACGGCUCUUUAGUUCUUGACCCGGAGUUCAACAUGAGCCGUCCGGACGCUCAGGUUUGGCUGAGAGAUCUGUGCGGACGGGUUCAGAAUCAGAGCUUUUAUUCCCCUUCGGCGCCCGAGGAUAAAGACGCCAUGGGAGAAAACGUCUGCCUCGUGGAGCAGCUGAUUCGCUGGAUAUCUGUCAGAAGGUGCUCGGAGACGGACGACGCCCUCCACUUCUGCUGUAACGACAUCCCCUUCCCCUACCCGCCCAGUGUGUUUGAGAACUGCCUCGGCACGAUGCUGGCGGAGAGGUAUGCCGAGGGCCAUCUGGCUCACAGCGGAGGGCUGUACUUCCAGCCAGAUGGCCGGGUCGCUGCCCUCGUUCUGGCGUUCAAAACCACAUACCUCUACAGCUUCAACUUCAGCAGAACCAGCGUCUUUUACCAAAAGAUCGUUACGUGGUUCAACAAAGAAAUGUCGGGAGCACCUCAAGGGCUGACCAACGGCUGGUUCAACAGCCAGCUGUCCCUCUUUGAUCUGCAGCAGUCUUUAGGCUCGGAAACUCUGGUGGUAGCAGGUUUCUCCGUAGCUCUCACCUUUGUUUUGCUUCUUUUAACCACCUGGAAUGUUCCGCUGAGCAUAUAUGGGACGGUGGCCGUGGAAGGCAGCGUGUUCGUCACCAUCGGCCUCCUCGUUCUUCUGGAAUGGCAGCUGAGCGGCAUUGAGGCUCUUUUCAUAUCAUCGGCCGCGGGGUUAUCCAUCGACUUCAUAGCAAACUACUGCAUAUCGUACAGCCUUGCUCCUCAUUCAGACAAAAUAGGAAAAGUAGCGCACGCCACUAAGAGGAUGGGAUGUCCUGUAGCAAUAGUUUCUGGGGCAUUUUUCUCCAUAGGCAUCAUCAUGUUACCUGCCACUGCCUUACUGUUCAGGAAGUUUGGGAUUUUCCUGUUUCUGGUGAAGUGUGUAGCUUGUGGAUUUGCGACUUUCUUCUUUCAAUCCCUCUGCUGUUUCUUUGGACCUCAGAAAAACUGUGGAACGGUGACGCUGCCGUGCUGUGCCGACCAGACAGAAGGGAUGCUGGCUUCUUGUUCCGACUCCGGCUCUUCGUCAGCCGCCAACGGCGCGUUUGGCAGAUCCCGGGUGAGGAGGAGCUAUGACAAAGAUGCAGAAGGUUACCUUUACCCCAAUCACCAGCGUCAGCACAGGCAGAAGCAGGGCGGGGGAGGCGGCGGGGGGAACCGGGGGCCUGAGCACUAUGAGCUGCAGCCUUUGGCGUACCGCCUGAGCGACAGCUUCGAGAACAGCACCUGCACCAGCAAACUGUCCAACCGGCCCUCGGUGCUCUCUGAUGAGAUUUACUGCGAGGGAGACGCCGGCGGGAGCAGCAUGAACGGCGAAGCCGAGGCUGAAAUGUGCAGCCAUCAGCACAAGUCCUGCCAGCCCCCUCCCGCCAUCCAGACUUCGUCUCCGUACAGGGAGAACACGCUCCGGCCCGGAGACGCAGCCGAGGACCAGCUGCUGUGUCAGACCUGCAGGGGUCAGCCGGCCGGGGGGACGCUCUGGACCAACACGUCCUGCUCCUCGUCCUCCAGCAUGGACGAGGCCGGCGUCGGCCACGCCCUGCAGACCGCCGACCGGCCAUCGCUCUGCAGAGACCGGAUCGCCACAGAGGAGGGUCUCGGUCACGGCCGGCGCUCCCACAAAGCCAACCUGUCCUCCCAGUCCCACAGCUCCCUGGAGGGCCUGGAGGACUCCUGCGAAACCUGCCUGAGCGACAUCGAGCCGGGCCCGUCCGGCAAAGAGCCAGAGGCUCAACUACAGCCGGGACACCUCAACGGCAAGAGGGACACGCUCCGCCUCUCGCUGAAGGAAACCGUGUACGAGACGUGCGGGAAAGGCCGCAGCAGCCAGAGCGAGGAGGUGGUGAUCAUCCCCAACAGCAAGCCGGACCUACCGGACGUCUGGAUCAAGAGAGACGGGCAGCGGGACGACGCAUGCUGAGGCUCCGAAAAACACUGUGCAU
Molecule: messenger RNA, 4456 nt
Organism: Salarias fasciatus (jewelled blenny)
Lineage: Eukaryota; Metazoa; Chordata; Actinopteri; Blenniiformes; Blenniidae
Gene: disp2
Product: dispatched RND transporter family member 2
Exons: 10
Coding region: 1-4434 (1477 amino acids)
Biological process (GO): smoothened signaling pathway
Cellular component (GO): membrane
Molecular function (GO): transmembrane transporter activity
Source: RefSeq, a predicted model, not a curated record